Molecule: messenger RNA, 3841 nt
Organism: Ixodes scapularis (black-legged tick)
Lineage: Eukaryota; Metazoa; Arthropoda; Arachnida; Ixodida; Ixodidae
Product: beta-1,4-glucuronyltransferase 1
Exons: 4
Coding region: 768-2138 (456 amino acids)
Source: RefSeq, a predicted model, not a curated record
GUGUUGCUGCACCGCGCGACUGCGCCGCGCCGUCGACGCACCGGAACGCUGCUACGGAGACGGUGGGGUACUACGGACUGCGAGGCGAGCCCCCACCGCGGCUGCCUCGUCCUGCCUCCGUCCGCCCGCAAGCAACAGGAGGGAAUGCCCGAAUGCCCGGUGUCUGCAGGGGGCGCUUGAAAACGUCCGCUUCUGCGCUCACGCGUCGCUCGGAGACGGCGGUGUGUGGUGUUGCCAAAGCGUGCCGUCGUCGUGUACGAGAGAAGGUGCUGCGGCUCGCUGUUCGGAGUUUCUCGGGCGAGCACGUGUCCCGCGGAUAACCGAGAUCCUGCGUGGUGCGCCAAGAUCACUCUCCCUUCCCGAGCGCGGCUUGAGGCUGAUUGUGCGGGGCGAUAAUCGCCAAGACACGUGACGGGGUGCCAAGCACGAUAGGAAACCAGAAGCGCACAAAGGAAGGCUUAGUUUGCGCGGCCUGAACCGUAGCACGUCUUACAAUGGCCCUCAAACUAUAUCUAAUUGGAGUCUCACCAUUUCACCCCGUCACCGAAGUAACGAGGACUGACCAAGGAAGCACGCGAAGAAAUAACUUACAACAACAACAAAUGCCAAGACCAUAUGCGUAAGCGCAGUUUGCCGCUCGAACGGAAAGACAGAUUGCUGAGGAGCGAUACUGGUCUACGGACAGAACCAUGACGUAGCUUCGCAAGAACCGCCGAUUCCCCAGCGGCGCGCAACGCAACUCGAGGAGAGCGCCAGCAGCAGCCGCCAUGGCCAGCAUCAACAGGCCGGAACUACGCUUCGCUUAUCGGGUCUUCAUCACCGUGAACAUCCUCCUGGCCGUCUACAACAUGAUCUGCUUCCAACUGCCUCGCAACGAUAUCAAGCCCUGCAUACUCGUCAUUGCCAACUUAUCGCAGCAAGAUGCCGACUCGGAUCCCAAGGUGCCACCAUUACAGUCAGUAGCGGCCACGAGCCUCAUAAAACCCCAGUUCCAGAACAGGCAGCCGCUGCAGUCCAAGCAGUCCACAGCGCGCCCUGUGCCGACCAAAAACGCCGCUUCGUUACCGGUGUCUGUGACAGCGGUAGCGGGUGGCGGAAAGUUCGUGAUCCACGGGGAUUUCAUCGCGGCCGACGAGUCGGUGCCCUUCAACGAAAGCGUCACGUUGACCACUCAAGCGACGCACGAGUUUCUGCAGCACGCUCCGACACUGUGCAGUCAUUGGCAGGGCCCCGUGUCAGUGGCCGCCUACUCGCCGGGUACCGACUACGAGAUCGUCCUCAACAAGAUCGCGUACCUGCGGCAGUGCGGCGAUCCCUGCGUUCGCGCCAACAUGACGUGGCACAUUGUGUACGACCGCGAACAUCGGCCGGCUCGCUUGCAGAACGCGACGGACUUCUUGGCCUCCUGGAACGGGUCGUGCUCCUCGGACGUCAUGACGAGGGAGUACGCCGAGUACCGUAAGGCUCACAAGAUGACGUAUCCCAUCAACGUGCUUCGCAACGCCGCUCGGACGCGCGCAAAGACCAGGUACGUGUUGGCGUCGGACAUCGAGCUCUAUCCGAGCGGGAACAUCAUCCCGAGGUUCAUGCGGCUGCUCAAGCAACCCAACCUCACGCAGCCGCACCAGGUGUUCAUCCUGCCCAUCUUCGAAGUGCAGGCCAAGCAGACGGCUCCCCUAACCAAAGACACGCUGGUGAAGAUGAUGCGCAACAAGACAGCUAUAUUCUUUCAUAAGUGGGUGUGUGAACAGUGUCAGAAGUUCCCAAAGAGGGACGAGUGGGUGCUCUACGUUCCCGACGAGGAUAAGUUGGGGAUCCUGACCACCACGAAAAGGGACAAGACGAAACGCUCGUGGGAACCUAUAUACAUAGGCACCAACGAUGACCCUCUCUAUCCCGAAGCGCUCACGUGGGAAGGCAAGCGGGACAAAAUGGCACAGAGUUAUGAGCUGUGUCUGAAGGGCUACGACUUCCACAUCUUGGACAACGCGUUCCUGGUGCACGCUCCUGGCAUCAAGACCAUCAUAGCCAAGGAGGAACGGAGGCGCGUGCCGUUCGUGAAAGUGAACAAUGCCCACCACGCGAGGCUAAUGAACAGCCUCAAGGCCAAAUAUCCUAAGCUCGCGAAAGACUGUUGACCCUCACCACAAGCUCGUCGUCCUUCUGCCAUAGCCUGCCCUUGGGUGUUCCGAUUCCAGCCUUACGUGGUCCGCUCCUCAUUAUGCACGUGGCGUACGCCUAUACGCUGCGACCGCGCAUGCGUGAUGCCCAUUUGUCCCCAAUAUUAGCUGUCAAGUGUUGAGCGUAUAUAAAGUUUGACCUACGUCACGUUAAAAUGGGAGUGACAAAAAUGUACUGGCACGGUUUGAACAUUAUAGAAAGAACGAAUAUUGGACAGAAAUCGGAACACCCGAAAAUUGUGCGCGCAACGUUUUUCGCAUAAAGGCAGAAAAAAGCUUGCAACCUUUUUAAAGGCAGGAACAACUGUGCAACGUGUUUAAUGCAAAAGCAUUAUUUGCCCCAUUACGCGAAAAUCCGUCGUCGUCGAACGACGGUGUCAGAAAUGGCCGAGGGUGCAAAGAAUAAUUUCGAAACAUGGUAAAAUAGUUUUACCUAAUUUGGGAACCAAACCACGGGCUGGUAUUUAUUACACAAAAAAUAUUGGGUAUGGCUUUAUUAAAACCAUGGACGUACCAACCGAGGGGGCAAGGGGGGCGCUUGCCCCCCCCCCCCCCCCGCCAGUUCUCAGAGUGGGGGGGGGGGGGGGGGGCAAGGCAUAUGCUUUGCCCCCCUGAAAAAGCCGCCCCUGGGCACGGCAAACACUACCCGUCGAUGCCUCAGGGAUACAAAGGGCACCGCCCCGGUCCUAAAGGGGGGGGGGGGGGGGUUCUGGUUUGCCCCCCCACUCAACAACAAGUUGGUACGGCACUGAUCAAAACCAUUAUUUUCGUGUAGUAAACGACUUUUUUUUCAAAGAUUGCACGAAGGGAUUUUUGGCCUGUUCUGAAUUCCCCUGCAGUUUUCGAUUUAUUUCUCGUACAUAGGUUCCAAACCUGAACUCCGAUUUUCAGUUCAUUCUUUUGGGCAUGUGUUCUGGCUUCAAAGCAUUUUCGCUCGCCGGCGUCUUUACAUGGUGUGCUCUAUUUUUCGUCUCUACGAUUACCCGGAUUCCACCAACGCUUACGGUGAUGCGCGGCAUGUUUGAAGCGGCGAGAAAGGAGGCCCUAUUGUUUUUAAGGGUUGUACUUGAGUAUUUAUUGUGUGCGAAUGACUCCGAAUGUUAGGUUGUGUGUCCGACGUUAAUAACGGGCGUGUAAUACGUGCGUCACCAUGUGUAUUUUUCAACUUUAUGAAGAGUUUACAAAUUUUAAAAAUUUAAUAGAGAAAAUAGGUAGAUGCGGAAACCUCUAUUAUGUGUUUACCUUUAUAUGAACACACGUCCUUCAGCGGCGAUAUAUGGGGCAUUUCUUCGCAUUUACAGCGUGAUUAUAAAAGUUAUUUGUUUUUGGUCUUUAUUUUUAGUCAUGAUUCACGCUGCUUGUAAUAUUCUCGAGACCUGUCCUCUGUUUAUGAUGCUGUUCCAAAGUGGAAUGUCUCGAACAUUCCUCGAAUCCUACGUAUUGGACUGUGGAGGCGCGGAUGAUGUGAUCGUUGUCUUUCAUCGCCACCCUUUGGCCUGCAUGUCUAUACGACGCGAGCGAAGAACUGGCAGAAACUGUGUUAGAUUGCAAAUAUUAUACAUUGUGAAUGUACAGAGGCCAUGCGCACGUUUUGGUUAAGACGUGUGUCAAUAGAAACGUUAAGAUAUACCAAAUAAACCUACGCAUUUUUGUUUGCUUUA